AUGUCGGACCACCUAUCUCUGUUGUCCGAUAUGGGAUUUCGACCUCUUCUUGGUGGUAGGACCUACAGAUAUAGUAUCAAACCCCCCUCGGCUGGGUAUGAAGCUGUUCACUACCUCGUAAGUGCUAGGCUACGGACAAGGCUCUGCUUCAAACACAUUGGCCGCUCCAACCGUCGUGGCUUGAUCUUGUUUUUCGGCGAAUCAGGCCAUUCCCUCCAAUAUCCAAAGUGCCACGACGGCGGUAAAUUCUAUGCUAUACGGCGCGAAUAUGAGAAUAAUGUUCUCCUCGCCUUCCAGACCAACCAACCCCUCAUUUUCCCUUACAUUCUUAUUUCCACCCUCACCCAUACCCACACUACUUACAUAUAA
Messenger RNA from Histoplasma mississippiense, 369 nucleotides. RefSeq lists its product with no specific name. The record is from RefSeq and is a predicted model, not a curated record. NCBI's taxonomy places the organism in Eukaryota, Fungi, Ascomycota, Eurotiomycetes, Onygenales, Ajellomycetaceae. Bases 1 to 369 code for a protein of 122 amino acids. The transcript has a single exon.